Molecule: messenger RNA, 3746 nt
Organism: Mobula hypostoma (lesser devil ray)
Lineage: Eukaryota; Metazoa; Chordata; Chondrichthyes; Myliobatiformes; Myliobatidae
Gene: raver1
Product: ribonucleoprotein, PTB-binding 1
Exons: 16
Coding region: 89-2617 (842 amino acids)
Cellular component (GO): nucleus
Molecular function (GO): RNA binding
Source: RefSeq, a predicted model, not a curated record
UUACUUAGCAGUGGAUAUCCGCGUCCGCUCACGUGUUGGUUUAAUUAGUCCAGCCAAUGACAAGUGGUGAUCCUGUUGCUAAUUCAAGAUGGCGGCGACCGUGUCCGUUACUUCGCCGGCGAGCGAGUUGAGGGAAAAGGGUGAAAAUGAAGGAAGUAACCGAGGAGAAGAGGAGGAAGGCGGUUUCCCAGAGGAUGAGCAGUGGUCCAGUGCGGACCCGGAGGUCGACGGAGAGAAAGUGGGCGGCUCGGAAGGCGGGGAGGCCACGACGCGUCGGCGGACUCCUGAGGAGACGCUGGUCGAGCUGGAGGCCGAGGAGAAGCAGCAGAGGCUGGAGCGGACCCGCCGCGAGUUCCGGAACCGGCGUAAGAUCAUCAUCAGGAACCUGCCGCUGGACAUCAUCACCCAGGAAGUCUAUGAUCUGCUCAGUGAGUAUGAUUUAAAAUACUGCUUCGUGGACAAGUACAAAGGCACAGCUUUUGUCACAUUAUUAAACAGGGACCAAGCAAACUCUGCCAUAGAGAAACUUCACCAGUCAAUAUUACGAGACCGAGAGAUUUCAGUUCGGUUGCAGCCCACGGAUGCACUGCUCUGCAUUGCAAAUCUCCCACGCUCCUUCAGUCAGCAGCAAUUUGAAGAGCUGGUGCGGCCUUUUGGGAAUCUGGAACGAUGCUUUCUUGUGUACAGUGAGGUCUCUGGGCACUCGAAAGGGUAUGGUUUUGUGGAAUACAUGAAGAAGGACUCUGCUGCCCGUGCUAAAUCGGAGCUCCUUGGAAAACAGCUGGGUACACGGACCCUCUACGUUCACUGGACAGAUGUAAAUCAACUGACUCUUGAUCUCAUGCAUUCUAAGUGCCUGUGUGUGGACAAGCUACCACAUGAUUAUAAAGACCUGCAAGAAAUCACUGAAAUCUUCAGUGAUGUCUAUCAGCCAACCUAUUGUCAGCUGGCUCAAGGACCUGAUGGGCAAUUCCGAGGCUUUGCGAUUGUGGAAUAUGAAACUGCAGAUAUAGCAGAGGAAAUACAACAGGAAUUAGAUGGGAUUUGCAUUGGCGGGAACCAUGUUCGGGUUUCAUUUUGUGCACCUGGACCCCCUGGACGGAGCAUGCUUCCGGCCUUGAUAGCGGCUCAAGCUAUGGCAAUGAACCGUGGGAAAGGUCUUCUCCCAGAGCCUAAUCCUAUGCAGAUUCUGAACAGCCUCAAUAAUCCAGCAACACUGCAGCUUCUCUUAAACCCAUUACUCCAUGGAGGAGCUGGUGGGCAGCAAGGACUUCUGGGAGCUGCUCCUUCAAUGGCUUUGUUGGGGAAUCCUGGUUUAAGUGCUGCCCUCCUGCAGCUUAUUUUACAGAGCCAAAAUCCAGCACAAGUCCAGAAGCCUGGGAUUCUGGGUGAAUCUCCUCUUGCAGCUUUGCAGCAAAACCCAGUAGGACUUGGAGGUCCACCACAACCAGGAAAAGGACUUUUAGGGAAAUCACCCUCAGGACUGAAUUCUGAAAGAGGACACCUGAAUCCACCAAUGAUGCCAAUGGGAUCAUUGCCAAACCAACAAUAUCAUGGACAAAGGCCAUCCGACAUGCUCGGUAUGAUGGAUAAUCCAUCUCAUUCUCGGCAGGUCUCCUCUCCUCCAGCUUCUUUGCAAGGACUCCCCACAUCCAUCCUGGGUUCUGUGCUCAGUGAUUUGAAGAAACAGAGGAACCAGAACAUGUCUCAAGACACUGGCUUGGCUACACCAGGGCCAUCUCUGCUGGGUGAGCCACCAAAAGAUCUGCGGGUACCUCAAAAUCCAUACCUCAAUAUGCGAAGUGUGUUCCCUACUAAUGUGUCUGGUAAGGAACAGGCUGCCAACUCCAGCAGUUCAAUGUCCUAUGGACACAGUACUGGUCUUUUGGGAAACUACCCUAGCUCCAGUUCUAGAAUUCAUCAUGGAUCUGGCAUCGGGGAUUAUCCGGAUUAUCCAGAUUAUCCAGAGACUGGAAGCAAACAGUCAGGUUAUGGCAGUUUGGAAAGUUAUGAUGAUUACCACUCUUACAGAGACUAUGAAGAGGAAAGAGAACUGGAGCAAUACCCACCAUCAAGUGGUCCUAGGUAUCGAGGAUAUGGCCGUGACAGAAAUGAGGAUAGGGAGCUGGAAAGAUACUCGCGAUCCCGCGACUCUGGCCUGGGAGGAGCUCGGCGCUACGGGCGAGAUCGUAGUAGUGAAAGGGAGCUGGAGCGAUAUCAACUUCCACUUGACUCUGGACUUGGAGGGUAUGAAUCUGACCAAAAUCAGCGAUCAACUUCUUGUGGCUACAAUGAUUUGGAAUCUGCUCCACCUCCACUGUACUCCAGCUCCCCGACGUCCUAUUUCAAAAGUGGCUUAAGAGCAGGACUCCGGCAGGGUUACUCCUCCAAGUUAAAUCCACUGCUGAACUCCGGGGCAGGACUCUUGGGAGCUCGGCCCUCCAGCUCCCCACCAGGCUCCCUGCUGAAGACUCCACUCAUUGGUCACAAGCGGGGUGCCUCUCACCUGAUCCCAUCACCUGAGCCCAGUCCAGAGGGAGGCUACAUUGGCCAGCACUCUCAAGGGCUGGGUGGCCACUACGCUGACUCUUACUUGAAGAGGAAGAGAAUAUUUUAGCUGGGAGCCUGGUGUUUCCAUCUAGAAUGAUGCAGUUAUAUUUUGCUUAAGGGUGUAAAUCUUGUAUAGAUAUUUUUAAUCUGUCAGUUUUUUUUCUUAAUGUUUUGGGGGAGGGGCUAUCUUGUAUCUGAAUGUGGGAUAUGCAUAAAGCUCGAACUUGCAGAACUGGCUGAAUCAUGACCCUGCAGCACCAGGAAUGUCAGCCCCAGAAUCACUCAAUGUGGGCUUGCACAUGAGCCGGCUCUUGGUCAGGGAGGGAGGAACGGUGAGGAGCCAGUUGCCAUAUCUGUCUCCCGUCAACAACAGUGUGGUUAAUAUCAGAGUACUUGGGACACAUGAAUGAGGCAGAGGAGUAAAUAGCAUCCAACAGUGCUUCUUGUAUUUGCAUUCUCUCAGCAAAUUUAAAGUUGGAGAACCCAGCAUAUACCUUGCAAUUUGUAACAAACUAACCUCAUUUGAUCCUGCCUCCCUCGGAGUAGCCACAUUGUGUUGGUGCUGCAGCAGAGUGUGCACUUUAUAUGUGAACAUUUUAACCAAGUAUUUUACUCCAGACCCCAGGCUGUCAUUUCCCUUUCAUAAUUUCCAGUGCUAUUUGCUUUUUGUUCCCCAAGAGAUGGGAAUUAUUUUUAUCAGUUACUCCCCUUUUGUUUUAAUGAUCUACAACACAGUUUUGGCUUUGAGGGUUUGUCAUGACUCUGUCUAGUCUGAAUUUCAGUCCUUGUGCAUACCCCUAACAUCUAUGUUUCUUUUGGUGUUUUUCCCUAAUUUUUCGUUUCAAUCUAUGAAUCAACUUUUGCCUUAAUUUAGAAAUUAUUGUUAAUCUAAUUUUUAGGGAAUUAUUUGCAGUGAAAGGGUUACAUGCUCAUCCUUUUACUUUUUUUUAAGAAAGCGAGUGGUAGGCAUGACUUAUUUUUAUCCCUGCCAUUUCAUUUGGCAUAUGUAUUUGUGCCUGUGUUAGUUCCUCAUUAUUACAAGUUUGUUCUGCAAAGACUUCGUUAAAUUCCUGCUGUCUGUUAAUUUGUGGUCCUGUUAUGUUGAGCAUUGCUCUAACGCUUGGGCAGAAACCCUAAACUGGCAAAUAUGGGACCCUAGUGGUUUAAAAAAAAUGUAAAUAUAAUAAGAACCAGCG